Messenger RNA from Ceraceosorus bombacis, 509 nucleotides. The record is from the annotation of a GenBank genome assembly. NCBI's taxonomy places the organism in Eukaryota, Fungi, Basidiomycota, Exobasidiomycetes, Ceraceosorales, Ceraceosoraceae.
AUGGAUGCCUACUUCAAAAAGCUUUCGCAGCCCUUUUUUGCCAGAGCUGGAGUCAGGGAAAGGGUGGAUGUGCGGAUAGGCGCAGCGCUGGACCAAAUCAAGGGCAUGGUGCGAGACAAUGAGCAGCCUUUUGAUCUCAUCUUUAUCGAUGCGGACAAGACGGGAUAUCACGACUACUACGAGACCAUCAUCGGAUCUGGGUUGCUCGCAAAGGGUGGCGUCUUGCUGGUCGACAAUACACUCUACAAGGUGAGUGUGAGCUUGCCGCAUUAGGCAUGACGUGCAGCUCGUGCCGCAAGUGCUGACCCAAUUUCAUACAGGGCCUGCCAUUCACCCCGGACCUCGACAAGGCCAGUCCGGAGCUUUUAGGCCGUUUGCAAAUCAAUCAAGAGUAUGGCACCGCGCUCAGAAAGUUCAAUCAGCAUGUAGCGCAGGAUCAGAGGGUCGAAGCUUCCAUCCUGCCCAUCCGAGAUGGUGUCACGUGGAUCGUCCAACGGCAGGAAAAGUGA